AUGCAACCAACAAUUUUCAGACCAGUCACACUCCCUUCUUUCCAACCUUUCAAGACCUUUUUCCCACUCGUCACCACCGUCAACAUAUCAGACGACAGCUUCGUCGAAGACUCCAUCAAACACAAAAAGAAGCGAUCAACUUCAGUCGGCGAUGAGUGCCAAUCAUCCCUUUAUGCACCAAAACGCGCAGAAAGCGUUGGCGUGAGCCAAAGACAAAAACUCACUAAGGGGAACCUCAACGCAGCCGGGCUUGGCUACAUUUCUUCUGACGACAAGAAAGAGCGCGUGUUUUAUUGGAUCGACACUAUCAAAGAGACAGACGUUUAUCCCCAUCCCUCAACGCUCUAA
Molecule: messenger RNA, 348 nt
Organism: Entamoeba invadens IP1
Lineage: Eukaryota; Evosea; Mastigamoebida; Endamoebidae
Exons: 1
Coding region: 1-348 (115 amino acids)
Source: RefSeq, a predicted model, not a curated record